Molecule: messenger RNA, 1199 nt
Organism: Prosopis cineraria
Lineage: Eukaryota; Viridiplantae; Streptophyta; Magnoliopsida; Fabales; Fabaceae
Product: probable carboxylesterase 5
Exons: 1
Coding region: 158-1069 (303 amino acids)
Molecular function (GO): hydrolase activity
Source: RefSeq, a predicted model, not a curated record
GAUUUGAGACCGGCUGCUCGGAAAACACGUGUUUCCUCUUACUUUUCUUCACCCUUUCUGCCUUUCUUAAAAGCUCAGGGGACGAAGGGAUAUUUUCCCUACAAGAAUCAAAGCGCUUGCUUGAUACUUGUUACCCAUACGCCCAUACCAAGUCAAAAUGGCCGAACGAGAUGAUGACGUAGCCCACGAGUUUCCCUUCUUCCGCGUGCACAAAGACGGCAGAGUUGUUGUUUUCCGACCCCCCACCGAAAAAAUCCCACCUUGCGAUGACCCCAUUACCGGCGUCCGAUCCAAAGACGCUAUCGUCUCCGCCGAACCUCCCGUCUCCGUCCGGAUCUUCCUUCCCAAGAUAACCGACCCCAGCCGAAAACUCCCCGUCCUCCUCUACAUCCACGGCGGCGGGUUCUGCAUGCAGUCCGCCUUCUCCCGCCAGUACCACAGCUAUGUCGCCACGGUUGUCGCUGAAGCAAACGUCAUCGCUGUCUCCGUCGAGUACGGUUUAUUCCCGGACCGACCCAUCCCCGCCUGCUACGAGGACUCAUGGGCCGCGCUCCAGUGGAUCGCGUCGCACGCGGGUAGAUCUGGACCCGAGUCGUGGCUGAACAACCAUGCCGACUUCGAAAGAGUGUUCGUGGGCGGCGAUAGUGCUGGAGGCAACAUAACCCACACGGUGGUGGGUCGGGCGGGGAAAGUGGGGUUGUCGGGUUUGAAGAUAGUCGGGGCGGUUCUGAUGCACCCGUUCUUCGGGGGCACAGUAGAUGAUCACAUGUGGAUGUACAUGUGUCCAGAGAAUGAAGGGCUGCAGGAUAGGAGGAUGAAACCGGCCGUGGAGGAUCUGAAGAGACUUGGGUGCGAGAGAGUGUUGGUGUUUGCGGCUGAGAAGGACCACUUGUUUGAAUCGGGAAGGAAUUAUGUGAGAGAGUUGAAGAAGAGUGGGUGGGGUGGUGAAGCAGAGCUUGUGGAGAAUUGGGGUUCAGAGCAUUGCUUUCACAUUAUUGGGAAUCCCAGAGAAGGUAAGGCUGAGGAUUUGCUUCAAAAGCUCGUCUCUUUCAUCAAACGCGACUCAUGAGUCUCCUUCUCCCUCAGUUGUUGUGUUGUGGCCUCUACUCCACCAUGAAUAACUGAUCACUAUCAUUUCUCUUCUGUAAUUGUAUUAAUCUUGUCGUUAGCUUUAAUCAAUAUUGUUUUUGUUUGCUGCC